This is a messenger RNA of Carassius auratus (goldfish), 2506 nucleotides long. RefSeq lists its product as uncharacterized. The record is from RefSeq and is a predicted model, not a curated record. The transcript is spliced from 3 exons. Lineage: Eukaryota; Metazoa; Chordata; Actinopteri; Cypriniformes; Cyprinidae. Bases 50 to 733 code for a protein of 227 amino acids.
CCAGUAUAGAAACAAAACAUCUUUCUAUCUAGCCUCCACUGUGCCCUUUAUGCAUGGAUUUGAAUGGGUGACCUGGAACUAUACUGAGGCAUCACAUGGCAAAGGUGCACCAGAUGGAGUUGGUGGGGCCUUGAAGAAUCUUGCGGACAGAAUUGUUUCUUAUGGGACCAGUAUUCCUGAUGCAGACUCUCUGUAUGAGCAGCUGAAGAACAAUUCAUCAGUGACUCUGUACAAAGUAUCAGAGGAGAAAAUAAAGGCCAGCCGCGAAUUGGUUCCCCCCAACCUGAAAGCAGUUCCUGGGACACUGAAAAUACACCAACUGACAUCCACAAAACCAGGAGUCAUAAAUACACGGGAGGUGUCAUGCUUUUGUGGAAAAAAUUGCCAGUGCUUUUCUACAAAUUGCCACAUGUUCUCUGAGGAAAGAGAUGAGGACCCUGACAGAACAGAGGCCACCAUAGAGGUUGGACAGUGGGUCCUGGUUGAAUACGAUGGUGACUUGUUCCCUGGUACAGUCACACAGAUUGCUGAAGGGCAGUAUGAAGUCGACACCAUGAAUUGUGCAGGGGAGAACCGCUUCUAUGUACCAAGCAUCAGAUUUCCAGGAGAAAGGGUCUGGUAUUAUCGUCAGGACAUACGGGACAUAAUCCCAGAACCACUUCCUGUCACCUCCUCUGCUAGACAUUUCUGCAUUUUACCUGACAUAUGGGCAAAACACAAGAAAUGCUCAUGAAUGAGUUACAGUUUAGGGAAAAGGUGAUUGGUACAGAGCAGUCAUUCCAGUUGUUUGUUCUAGUUGUUUGACCAACUCAAAUCGAGUUGCUGCUAUUCAAGUUCUUCACAUUAAAUUAUUCUCAGAAAAAGUUUGUGUGGUUCAAUGUCAGGACCAAAUUGUUUUAGCUAAACUAAAUUCUUUUUACAAGAGCACAUGAUGCUGUUAAAUUUAAAUGUUUCUCAGGACCACAUGAUGAUAUGUUACAUUGAAAUAGUUCUCAUCACAGGGUUGUAUGUUUAACUAGAAUGAUAAAAUGUAUACUAAUGGUUGUAUAAUUGUUAGUACUACAGUGUAGGCUACAUGACAUGAUUCUUAAGAAGAGCACAAGAUUGUAACUUGUUAACACAAGUCAUGGUAUUGUGAUGAUUACAAUAAAUGAGAAAAUGAAACACUGUUUAUGAAAUAAAUGUUCUUUUAAAAAUUGUAUGAGUUUUAAAUAUGUAAUAUAGGGUUAGGCAUCAAACCCCUUUGUCAACAGUCAAUGUUUGAGCUAAAUAUCAUUUCCGAAACAUUGAUCCUCAUUACCGAAAUGACAUUUUCAUUACCGCAACAUGUAUAUUUUUUACAAAUUAAGCAAUAAUUAGAUCAUCAUAAUUUGUUUUAAAAUGCAUAUACAUAUUAUACAACACUGCUUAUUUAAAGUCUGCUACAUGACAAAUGUGUAUGGUAUCUUUUAGUAAAAUAAUUAAAUAAAAGAAAUUGUAAGUCAUCGCGCAUGUUUCGGUAAUGAGAGAAAAUAAGGAAAUUACAAAAAAUAAUAAAUAUGAAAAAGUAAUAUCUCCAGAGUUUAACAUAGCUUUGAGCAUGAAUAAUAAGGGUCUACUUUAACAUUAGCCAAAAAUACACAUUUUUAACCAUAUAUUUAAUGUAAUGUCAUGUUGCGGUAAUGAUAAUUUUUUAUGGACUUCAUCUAAAAAAUUAAAAAAUUAUAUAGGAAAUAUUUUUUUAAAUCUUCUAAAAAUAAUGGUUAUAGUAAGUUCAGACCUCAAUCUUAUAUGUGCAAAAAGAAAAUUGGCUUCAAGGGCAUUUUAAAAAUUCUGAUGCUAGACACCUGCUAUAUCUGGAUUUCAUGAGAAUCACCCAAAUGCCGAUAAUUCAAAGAAAAAAAAAUGUACAUACCUGCAUUGGCUGAUAUCAGUCACCCACUAAUAUUCUCUCUUUAUUUGUGGAAGGAGCUUAUACGGCCUGACUGUAAAACUUCAUUCAGGAUCAUUUGGAAUAUUUUAAAUGAUUCAAAAUCAAUUUGUGAGAUUUCAGCCAAUUUCAGUAGUGUCCACAGAAGUGUACAAGAAAUCCUCACUUAAAUCAGGCCUUCAUACAUUCAAGAAAUGUAAUUAAAUGAAAUGAGGGAAAAAAAUUACUAAAGACCUUGAGACCCACAUCCCUUGUUCAAGCCAAGCUAAAUUUGGCCAUCAGUUAAUGAGCGUAACAUCAGCCGUACGGUGCACUAUUAACAUUCAGCGCUGGGAUGUUAGGGUCCUUCUGAACAUCUGAGUGGUGUCAUAUUAAAGAGUCUGGAGCUGCAGUUAGUACGUGCGAGAUCAAGCGCUCUGCUCUGGAAAGUCACCUUCACUGCACAUAUUAAAAAAACAAAUGCAACAUCAAUAAUGCGUCCAGAUGUCUGUCUGCACUUAAAAUAAGGCAACCAGACAUCAGAGGUUGACUCAACCUCAAACCCUCUGCUAUAUGACAAUAAUCUGGACCUCAUCAGCUGUGUGUAGAAAACAGCAU